Molecule: messenger RNA, 1804 nt
Organism: Pieris rapae (cabbage white)
Lineage: Eukaryota; Metazoa; Arthropoda; Insecta; Lepidoptera; Pieridae
Gene: rasp
Product: protein-cysteine N-palmitoyltransferase Rasp
Exons: 4
Coding region: 157-1719 (520 amino acids)
Biological process (GO): protein palmitoylation
Cellular component (GO): endoplasmic reticulum
Molecular function (GO): palmitoyltransferase activity
Source: RefSeq, a predicted model, not a curated record
UAUAUAUUUCCGAGUUCCGCCACAAAUCGCAAACAGUCAAAACAAUCAUGUGUUUCUGUUUUGAAAUAAUUUAAAAUUAACUGUACCAAAUUUAUACACAUUACUAAUUUAAAAAAAAUCCCAUUUAGAAUAUGAGUUAUUUGAUAUAUAAGAAAAAUGAAAUUAUUAAUUCCGAAGACAGAGCUAUGUAUCUGUUUACUAAUUUGGACGAUUGCGAAUAUUUACGCUUUAUAUAUGUUGUUAAAAUCACAAACCGAAAUAUUAGAAGCUGAUAAAAAUAUAUAUUCAUUAGAUGAUUUACAGCCCGGUUGGAAGUUAUUUUCGAGAUAUAAAGAUGUGUCUGAUAUUGAGUGGAGCAGUUGGAAAUAUUACAUAAAAAUAUCGUGGUUUUACAUAAUAAUACAGUUCCUAGUAUCCGAAUUAUUUCGUCGAUAUUCACCAAGCUUUUUAAAACAAUGGUAUAUACUAUCAAGUUUAACAUUUGUUUGCACUUGCUUAGGCUGGAAACAAAUGAUUAUAAUAUUAAUACAACCUGUGAUAUAUGCUACAGUUAUCUGUCUUGGUGGAAAGAAAAUAAGCAUUUGGCUUGUCAGUAUUUUUUUAUUACUAAGCUAUAAUUCAUUGAAAUACAAGAAUUUCUUUUGGACAUUCUUGGAACACAGAGAGCUGCAAGAUGAAGAAGUGUAUUUAAUUCUAUUUUGUAUGGCUUGGGUUGAAUUAAGAUGCAUCAGUUUCUCUAUUGACUUUAUAGAAAACAAAGAAAAAAAUAGGAUAAAACCUGAAGAUUGCAUAAAUUUUUUAAGCUAUGUUUUGUAUUUACCAGUUUUAUACAUGGGACCUAUAAUAUUAUAUGAGGAAUUUGAAAGGAGCUAUAAAGUACAAAAUACUGACAUUUACCUAAGACUAUUAAGAUUUUUACCAGACAUCUUUAUAUUCUUAAUAUAUUCAGUAUUUCUUGAUUUUUCGUUCCAUUUCAUUUAUUUUUAUGCCAUUCAAAAUGAUAUAGAGUUGGUAAGAAAGAUGUCAAGUAUAGCCCUGUGUGGUGGAGGUUUAUGGAUGGGGCUUGAAUUUUACUUAAAAUAUGUAAUAACAUAUGGCACAACAGGAUCAUUUGCUAUGCUAGACAAUAUUGACGCACCACCUACUCCACGAUGUAUAGCAAGAAUUCAUGUUUACUCUCAAAUGUGGAGGCAUUUUGAUGUUGGCCUGUAUAGGUUUUUAGUCAAGUACAUCUAUAAACCAUGUUUUGUUCUGUCAAGUGAAUAUAUAAAUUUACCAAAAAUUGCCUACAAGCUUUUAGCAUCACUUGGUACAUUCCUGUUUAUAUUCAUGUGGCAUGGGAUGGUGUGGCAUAUACUCAUGUGGUCAUUCUUGAACUAUGUUGGUAUAUUAAUGGAACAUGUAGGAAAGAUUGUAUCAAAAUCUGAUAAGUAUGCUUGGUUUAAGGAAAACGUUUUGAAAACAGAGACUAUGGAGGCCAGACUUACAGCAAUUUUGUGUGCACCAUUGUUGGGUUUAUCAGCUAUUUCAAAUUUUUAUUUAUUUGCUGGUAGCAGUGUUGGAAAUCUCUUUUUUGAAUACCUAUUUCAAAUACCAACUCUUGUUAAUUGUGUAAUUGUUUGUUCUUCUUUGUAUUGUUGUUGUUAUGUUUCAAUGGCUUUAGAAAAUGUCCCAUCUAGACAAUUAAUUUUUCACAAUUUUUAUAAAAAGCACUUGUGAUAAUUCUAAUAACUAGAAAAGAAUUUGUCAACAAUUUUAAAUGUUUUAAUGUCACAAGUUUACAAUGACAAAUAUAUUUAAUACU